GCCGAGGGAACUACAAACAGGAGGCGGGGUCCAAGGCGAGGGAUCUACGCGGCUAGCAGUGGCGAAGGCGGCUGUAGCGGCAGCAUGAAGCGGACCCCGACCGCCGAGGAGCGAGAGCGCGAAGCUAAGAAACUGAGGCUUCUCGAGGAGCUUGAAGAUACCUGGCUUCCUUAUCUGACCCCCAAGGAUGAUGAAUUCUAUCAGCAGUGGCAGCUGAAAUACCCUAAGCUAAUUCUCCGCGAAGCCGGCAGCGUGCCCGAGGAGCUCCAUAAAGAAGUUCAAGAAGCCUUCCUCACACUGCACAAGCAUGGCUGCUUCUUCCGGGACCUGGUUAGGAUCCAAGGCAAAGAUCUGCUCACGCCAGUCUCUCGCAUCCUCAUCGGAAACCCAGGCUGCACCUACAAGUACCUGAACACCAGGCUCUUUACGGUACCUUGGCCCGUGAAGGGUGCCAGUACGAGAUACGAGGAGGCUGAAAUCGCGGCUGCUUGUCAAACCUUCCUCAGGCUCAACGACUACCUGCAGAUAGAGACCAUCCAGGCUUUGGAAGAACUCGCUUGCAAAGAGAAAUCGAACAUCGAUGCCGUGCCCGUGUGUAUCGGGCCAGAUUUCCCCAGGGUCGGUAUGGGGUCCUUUGAUGGACAGGAUGAGGUGGACAUGAAGAACAGAGCCGCGUACAACGUAACUCUGUUGAAUUUCAUGGAUCCCCAGAAAAUGCCGUACCUGAAGGAGGAGCCUUAUUUUGGCAUGGGGAAGAUGGCCGUGAGCUGGCAUCACGAUGAGAAUCUCGUGGAGCGGUCAGCGGUGGCGGUGUACAGUUACAGCUGUGAAGGCCCCGAAGAGGAGAGUGAGGACGAUCCCCAGCUCGAAGGCAGAGACCCUGAUACUUGGCAUGUCGGUUUCAAGAUCUCCUGGGACAUAGAGACACCUGGCCUGGCAAUACCCCUUCACCAAGGAGACUGCUAUUUCAUGCUUGACGAUCUCAAUGCCACCCACCAACACUGUGUUUUGGCUGGUUUACCACCUCGGUUUAGUUCCACCCACCGAGUGGCAGAGUGUUCCACCGGAACCUUGGAUUACAUCUUACAGCGCUGCCACAUGGCUCUACAGAAUGUUCGCGACGAGGCAGACCUUGGUGACGUUUCCUUGAAAUGCUUUGAGCCCGCCAUUCUGAAACAAGGAGAGGAAAUCCACAAUGAGGUUGAGUUCGAGUGGCUGAGACAGUUUUGGUUUCAAGGCAAUCGAUACAGAAAAUGCACCGAUUGGUGGUGUCAACCCAUGACCCAACUGGAAGAAUUAUGGAAGAAGAUGGAAGGUGUGACAAAUGCUGUGCUUCGUGAAGUUAGAAGGGAAGGGGUCCCCGUGGAACAAAGGAAUGACAUCUUGACUGCCAUCCUUGCCGCGCUCACCACUCGCCAGAAUCUGAGGAGGGAGUGGCACACCAGGUGCCAGUCCCGAAUUGCCCGGACUCUACCCGCGGGUCAGAAGCCAGAGUGUCGGCCAUAUUGGGAAAAGGAUGACCCCUCGAUGCCUCUGCCAUUUGAUCUCACAGACAUUGUUUCAGAGCUCCGAGGUCUGCUUCUGGAAGCAAAACCCUAGAGGGAGCACAAGUCUUAGGUGGAGGAGGAAAAGAUAGUUUUGGCUUCCUUCCUCCAGCCACGUCAUGGGCUCGGACAUCGCAGUAUAUGGGUAGACUUGGCCUUUAGAUUGUAGAUCCUGGGUCCCGGUUGGAAAGAGUAGGGAAUGGAGCCCAUGAAUAUUAAAAUGUUUAAAAACGACACAAGUGUUAUAAUCUGAUUUGGUAUGAAACGAAAACCCACCCCCGAAAUAACUAUUUCCCCACUUGGAUUUUUAAGGUGAGCCAUUCAUCUCCCAAGGGCCAAGGUGACAGUUGUGAGCCCAGCCUGUGACAGAGCCCAACCUACUUUCCACCUUCCCAAGCCUUUUCAGAGACUGUAGAGUAAAAGAUUCUAAAGUCAUUCGGGGGAGCACAGAACCUAGAUCCAUUCCCCUCAGUUUCUCACAACACCUUCUAGAGGCCAUGCCGUCCAAUAUGGUAGCCGCAAGCUGGGUGUGGCUUCUUAAAUUCAGUUCCAGUCCUAAUUAAAAAUUCAGCUCCCUGGCUGCACUAGCCAUGUGUCAAGUGCUUCACAGCUGCAUGUGACUGGUGACUAGUGUAUCGGGCAGCGCAGACGCAGGACAUUUUCAUCGUUGUAGAAAGUUCCGUCGGGUCACACUUCGAUAAAAAGUUUGAGAGCAGGAGAGUCUCCUCUCCAUUGUCUGUAGUUCCUGCCCUGUGGGCGGAACGAGUCACUAAAGAGUAGCCACUUGCCCUUCUGUGAGACAGACCCACAUAAAAGCCCAACUUAGGAGUUCUGUAUCUGCCCCCAGGAACGAAGAGGUGUCGAAAAUUAAAAUACACUUGACAUCUGUCGUGAGGAAGUUUCCCUGAUCUAAUGAAAGAGACACCACCCUGUUUGUAUUGCUUCAUGGGUUUGGCCUGCAUAUGCAUUUUUCUAGAAUUUGCCCCAUUCGUACAUAAGGCCAGGUGGUGCGUUGAGGCCUGCGGAGCCCCAGGACCCCCUCCUGGUGACAUCGGCGCAUCAGCACGGUGAUGGACGGAAGAGAUUAAAAUCCAGGCACACUGGUUUUAGAGUGCCUGGAUCCAAACACGCUCUGGCUUCAUGCCCUUUGGCAUGUCACCUGCCUCAGUGUCCUCUUCCGUAUAAUGGCGAUGCUAAAGGCACCCAACUCAUGAGGUGAAGAUGAAGUGGAAUAGCCUAGCUACAGGCAUGGAACGAAUUCUGACAGGUAGUUAGAUACCCAGUAAAUAUUCGUAUUCUUACGCGUCAGCAAAGCUGACCUGGUAUAGACGUUGUCCCCUCCUCCCCACGCCCUUUGUACUAGAUUUGUCCCUUUUUGGCUUGGCUCCUGCCCUUCGGUGACCCCGGAAAUCACGAAAGGAGUCAGCCCCUCGCCCCAGCCCAUUGCCUUCUCUCAUAGCGGCUUACAGCAGUAGUUUGGAAGCUGAAAAGCCGUGUGGCCCAUUUUGAGGCACACAGAGAACCAAACUCCAUCCUGCCAUUAGAGCCCCCUGAUUCAAGGUAGAGUUCACAUCUGCAGAGUUAACCCCUGAAAGGCCGUGUUACCCAGAGAAGCCAGGGAUUCAUCAGCUGGAGACUCGGUUCUCUCAGUCCUGAGUCCCUCAUCAGCAGACGAGACAGGAGGUGCCACCUCAGAGGGCUGAUGUCGAGGCUAAAUGAAGUCGUGGCGGUAAGGAGCGUGGGGCACAUAGAAGUCACAGCCCGGGCACCUCCCAUUUUAUUUAGUCCCAGUGCUUGUUCUGUGUUCAAGCUCAUUAGAUGCCAGUGUUUAGACCUUGGGAGAUUUCACCUAAAAUAAAAGCGUAUGUAUUCUCUGUAGAAUUCCGAACAUCUGGCCUUCCGAGACCUCCAUCCUGGCAUGGCAACGAGCUAAGUAGUGUCUUCUCGCUCUUACGGCGUGAUGGGAGCCCUCCACGGCCCUGGUUGUUCCCUCUCAUCAUUUUUCCUAAACCUGACCCCUUCCUGUCAGCAGUCUCCAAACCCACUUGCUUGCGCCCCUGCCGUAGAAAUAGAUAAUCGUGUUUAGUGCUUAACCCCGAUAUGUGUGAUUACUAUUGAGCUCUAUUUGUGAACUACUUGUAGUAAUAUGUCGUGUACAUCAUAAAACAUUCGUAAACAAUAAAACUAUUAAAAGGAGAAGAUAAGAACCCGA
Hyaena hyaena (striped hyena) is the source of this 3756-nucleotide messenger RNA. It is a transcript of the gene FTO, whose product is annotated as FTO alpha-ketoglutarate dependent dioxygenase. The record is from RefSeq and is a predicted model, not a curated record. Lineage: Eukaryota; Metazoa; Chordata; Mammalia; Carnivora; Hyaenidae. Gene Ontology annotation, molecular function: ferrous iron binding; mRNA N6-methyladenosine dioxygenase activity; broad specificity oxidative DNA demethylase activity. The coding region runs from base 85 to 1599 and encodes 504 amino acids. The transcript is spliced from 9 exons. Gene Ontology annotation, biological process: regulation of multicellular organism growth; DNA alkylation repair; RNA repair.